Hemiscyllium ocellatum (epaulette shark) is the source of this 2127-nucleotide messenger RNA. RefSeq names its product gastrula zinc finger protein XlCGF26.1-like. The record is from RefSeq and is a predicted model, not a curated record. Gene Ontology annotation, biological process: regulation of transcription by RNA polymerase II. NCBI's taxonomy places the organism in Eukaryota, Metazoa, Chordata, Chondrichthyes, Orectolobiformes, Hemiscylliidae. The coding region runs from base 548 to 1930 and encodes 460 amino acids. Gene Ontology annotation, molecular function: RNA polymerase II transcription regulatory region sequence-specific DNA binding; DNA-binding transcription factor activity, RNA polymerase II-specific. The transcript has 4 exons. Gene Ontology annotation, cellular component: nucleus.
CCGGUCAGUUUCAAAGUGAAUCUCCUUCCCUCUGGGUAACUCUUCAUCCUGGGAGGGAGACAGAGAUGGGAGGAGGGGAAACUGUUCACUUGUAGCAACUGGAGUGAAUCCAGGGAGGGAGCAGACUCCGCAAACUCAGAGUAUUUGAAAAUCUGAAGACUGAAGUUUCAAAAUCAACAGAUGAAGGACUUAUGCCCGAAACAUUGACUCUCCUGCUCCUCGGAAGCUGCCUGACCUGCUGUGCUUUUCCAGCGCCACAUUUUUUGACUGACUCUCCAGCGUCUGUAGUCCUCACUUUGAUGUCAAUGUCUGACAGUCACUCAAUCCAUCGGGACAGCAACGAUUUUUGAUUGUGAUUUCUGUGAGAGGGAUCAACGCUUUUCGGUUCAUGUUUGAAGACGUUUUCAGCAUCAGGUGGGACUGGACGAGAGACCCCACUGUUGAAGCACACUGUGUGUGGAGCCUGAAACAGUUAUACGGCCUGGGAAGGUGAUUUCACAGCAGGGAGGGGCUCUACACGUGUUUGUGAGCAGCUGAAGCUGUGGCCAUGGAGAAACCUGAGGAAUCCCACCCUGUGGAGAAACCGUGGAAGUGUGGUGACUGUGGGAAAGGCUUCCGUGUACCGUCUACCCUGGAGACUCAUUGGCGCAGUCACACCGGGGAGAGGCCAUUCCCCUGCACUGACUGUGGGAAGGCCUUUACCGACGUCUUCACCCUGCGGAGCCACCAGCGGAUCCACACCGGGGAAAGACCCUUCAGCUGCUCUGUGUGUGGGAAGGCCUUCAGCUAUUCCUUCCACCUGCGGAGCCACCGGCGCGUCCACACGGGGGAGAGGCCCUUUAGCUGCCCCGAAUGUGGGAAGGCCUUUACCCAUGUCUGCGCCUUGCGGAGCCACCUGCGUAUCCACACCGGGGAGAGGCCCUUUAGCUGCCCCGGGUGCGGGAAGGCCUUUACACAUGUCUCCUCCCUGCGGAAGCACCAGCAGAUCCACACGGGGGAGAGGCCCUUUACCUGCUCUCAGUGUGGGAAGGCCUUCAGCAUAUCUUCCUCCCUGCUGAGGCACCAGCGGAUCCACACCGGGGAGAGGCCGUUCAUUUGCUCUCAGUGCGGGAAGGGUUUCACCCGCUCCUCCCACCUGCGGAGACACCAGCGAGUUCAUACGGGGCAAAAACCGUGGAAGUGUGGGGAUUGCGGGAAAGGAUUCCGCUAUCCCUCCAUGCUGGAGAUCCACCACCGUGUCCACACCGGGGAGCGGCCCUUCACCUGCUCCGUCUGCGGCAAGGGCUUCACCCAGUCGCCCCACCUGCUGUCCCACCAGCGGGUCCACACCGGGGAGCGGCCGUUCGCUUGCUCCGAGUGCGGGAAGGACUUCAGCGAAUCGUCCAGCCUGCUCAAGCACCAGCGGGUCCAUACCGGGGAGCGGCCCUUCACCUGCUUGGUGUGCAGCAAGGGCUUCCCUCACUCGUCCAGCCUGCUCAAGCACCAGCAGGUCCACACCGGGGAGCGGCCCUUCACCUGCACCGUCUGCGGCAAGGGCUUCACCCGCUCGUCGCACCUGCUGACCCACCAGCGGGUCCACACCGGGGAGAGGCCGUUCAGCUGCUCCGUCUGUGGCAAGAGCUUCUCUCACUCGUCCAGCCUGCUGCGGCACCAGCAGGUCCACACCGCGGAGCGGUCCUUCAUCUGCUCCGUCUGCGGCAAGGGCUUCUCUCACUCGUCCAGCCUGCUGCGGCACCAGCAGGUGCACACCGGCGAGGGUGCCUUCACCUGCUCCAUCUGUGGCAAGGGCUUCCCCCACUCGUCCGGCCUCCAGAUCCACCAGCGGGUCCACACGGGGGAACAUCCUUCCGAUAGACCAGAAGUGCACAUAAUACAGAGGAACUUCGAUUAUCCAGAAUUAGAUGAACCAGCACGGUGGCUCAGUGGUUAGCGCUGCUACCUCACAGUACCAGGGACCCGGGUUUCAUUCCUCCUCAGGCGACAGACUGUGUGGAGUUUGCACAUUCUCCCCGCGUCUGCGUGGGUUUCCUCCUAGUGCUCCGGUUCCGUCCCACAGUCCAAAGAUGUGCAGGUCAGGGUGAAUUGGCCAUGCUAAAUUGCCUGUAGUGUUAGUUACAUUAGUCAGAG